This is a messenger RNA of Lampris incognitus (smalleye Pacific opah), 789 nucleotides long. It is a transcript of the gene dand5, whose product is annotated as DAN domain family, member 5. The record is from RefSeq and is a predicted model, not a curated record. Bases 1 to 789 code for a protein of 262 amino acids. Gene Ontology annotation, biological process: determination of heart left/right asymmetry. Lineage: Eukaryota; Metazoa; Chordata; Actinopteri; Lampriformes; Lampridae. The transcript is spliced from 2 exons.
AUGGCUGUCUUCCUCAGAACGGUGUUGUUGUCAUCGUGGGCGGCCGUAGCUGUAACUUUCCCUCUUACCAGCGUUGACAACAUCCUGAAAGGGUCAAGGGCUGAUUUUGAGUCAUCUGGCCGUGGACCAGACGAACCCGUCCAAGGACUUGUCAGAGUGGUCCGACUGAAUCCGCAGCUCCUGUCCGCGUCAGGGCACCUCAGACGAGGGCUAGCUCCAAGAGGGGCGGCCUCCUUGGCCUCCAAAAGGCCAUUUCCGGCGUUCUUGUCCCGUGGACGACCCGGCCCUGCCCCGGUCCCCAAAAACCCCGUGAGCCCGCUCCACCAUCUGCGCCCUGAAAACCCCUCCGUGCUGGAGCUGAAGAAGAGGCAAGGGAUGCAGAUGUGGCAGAGGAUCAUGGAUAAAGGAGAGCAGGGGAAAAUGACUAUGUCUUUGCCUGUUAGUCUGAAGGACACGGCUACACAGACAUGCACCGCCAUACCUUUCACUCAGCGGGUGGCAGCAGAGGGAUGUCACACGGUGACGGUGCCCAACAGGCUGUGCUUCGGCCAGUGCAGCUCCCUGUUCAUGCCAUCCGGGGCGGAGCUGGCUGGCCUGGCCGCGGGUAGGGAAGGCCGGCACCAUAUGCCCUGCUCCCGCUGCGCUCCUUCCAGGGCUCACACCGUGGCAGUGCAUUUGCGCUGUGGAGCAGAGGUCCGUGAGAAGCAGGUGAUGGUGGUGGAUGAGUGUAAGUGUGAAACGGGUCGUGAGGAAGAAAACGGUGAGGCUGCGGCCUCCAGGCACCUCUAG